UCUUCUUCAUUCGUUCCAAAAGUCGCGACUCUUCUUCUUCCUCUGACGAUCAUCUUCUGAAGAAUCUGAUUCCGAUCAAAAUCACAGAAGAAGAUGUCUCGCCAAUCGAUUUCACUACUGAAGAAUCUUCGUAGUAUCGCCACCGGUUCCAAAAUUCAGACCCGAUCCGUGACUUACAUGCCCAGACCCGGCGACGGAAAACCACGACCGGUAACUUUAAUCCCCGGAGACGGAGUUGGUCCGUUGGUAACAAACGCGGUUGAGCAAGUGAUGGAAGCGAUGCACGCUCCGGUUUACUUCGAACCGUUCGAAGUUCAUGGAGAUAUGAAGAGUUUACCUGAAGGAUUGUUGGAAUCGAUUAAGAAGAACAAAGUUUGUUUGAAAGGUGGGCUCAAGACUCCCGUCGGUGGUGGUGUGAGUUCUCUCAAUGUUAAUCUGAGAAAGGAGCUUGAUCUUUUCGCUUCUUUGGUCAACUGUUUCAAUUUGCCUGGUUUAGCUUCGCGUCAUGAGAAUGUUGAUAUUGUUGUGAUUAGAGAGAACACUGAAGGUGAAUAUGCAGGUCUUGAACAUGAAGUUGUUCCUGGUGUUGUUGAGAGCCUUAAGGUGAUCACAAAGUUCUGUUCGGAGCGUAUUGCAAAGUAUGCAUUUGAGUAUGCUUACUUGAACAACAGGAAGAAAGUUACAGCAGUGCACAAGGCCAACAUCAUGAAACUGGCUGAUGGUUUGUUCUUGGAAUCUUGUCAAGAGGUUGCUAAGAAGUAUCCAAGCAUUGCCUACAAUGAAAUCAUUGUUGAUAACUGUUGUAUGCAACUUGUAGCUAGACCAGAGCAAUUCGAUGUCAUGGUGACGCCCAAUCUCUAUGGUAAUCUUGUUGCAAAUACUGCUGCUGGUAUUGCUGGAGGCACUGGAGUCAUGCCUGGAGGAAAUGUUGGGGCUGAGUAUGCAGUCUUUGAGCAAGGUGCAUCAGCGGGAAACGUGGGGAAGGACACGACGGAAGAGCAAAAGAAUGCAAACCCUGUGGCUUUGCUACUCUCAUCAGCCAUGAUGCUUAGACACCUUCAGUUCCCUUCUUUUGCUGACCGCCUUGAAACCGCUGUGAAGCGUGUUAUCUCUGAAGGAAAGUGCCGGACUGAAGAUCUUGGCGGAAACAGUACGACUCAAGAGGUCGUUGAUGCUGUCAUUGCAAAUUUGGAUUGACUUGACAAUUCCAAGUUCCCUUGCGUAAUCAUCAGUCACACGUCAGUAUGAUUCACACUUACCGGAAAUACUUGUAAUUUUUCACAUUCUUUCGAGAUAACUCAAAUUGGGAUUUAAAAUUUCGAGAAAAAUAACAUGGUUUUUUAUUUUGUUUUGUUUUAGUUUACAAAAGUUGCGAA
Messenger RNA from Arabidopsis lyrata subsp. lyrata, 1376 nucleotides. RefSeq names its product isocitrate dehydrogenase [NAD] regulatory subunit 2, mitochondrial. Gene Ontology annotation, biological process: isocitrate metabolic process; tricarboxylic acid cycle. The transcript has 4 exons. The record is from RefSeq and is a predicted model, not a curated record. Gene Ontology annotation, molecular function: isocitrate dehydrogenase (NAD+) activity. NCBI's taxonomy places the organism in Eukaryota, Viridiplantae, Streptophyta, Magnoliopsida, Brassicales, Brassicaceae. The coding region runs from base 94 to 1197 and encodes 367 amino acids. Gene Ontology annotation, cellular component: mitochondrion.